Molecule: messenger RNA, 646 nt
Organism: Megalops cyprinoides (Indo-Pacific tarpon)
Lineage: Eukaryota; Metazoa; Chordata; Actinopteri; Elopiformes; Megalopidae
Product: NADH dehydrogenase [ubiquinone] 1 beta subcomplex subunit 9-like
Exons: 4
Coding region: 47-574 (175 amino acids)
Biological process (GO): mitochondrial electron transport, NADH to ubiquinone
Source: RefSeq, a predicted model, not a curated record
CCUAUGCAUCGGAUGGAAGAAGGGGAACGAUUCACCGAGAGUGAAAAUGGGAUUUGGCUAUCUUACUCAUCAGCAGAAAGUCCUUAGACUUUAUAAAAAGUCUUUGAGGCACUUGGAGUCAUGGUGCAUAUUUAGGGACAAAUACCGUUUCUAUGCCUGUCUGCUGAGGGCACGCUUUGACGAGAAUAAAAAUGAGAAGGACAUGGUGAAAGCCACGAGGAUGCUGAAAGCCGGAGAGGAGGAAUUCUGGGCGAACCAGCACCCCCAGCCCUACCUCUUCCCAGACUCACCAGGGGGAACCUCCUACGAGAGAUACGACUGCUAUAAGGUCCCUGAAUGGUGUCUGGACUACUGGCAUCCCUCUGAGAAGGCCAUGUACCCAGACUACUUUGCCAAGAGGGAACAAUGGAAGAAACUGCGAGAGCAGAGCUGGGACAGAGAGGUCCAGCAGCUGCAAGAGGAGACUCCUGCCAGUGGGCCCCAAUCUGAAGCCCUCCCUCCAGCCCGCAAAGAGGGUGACCUCCCCCCUCUAUGGUGGCAGUACGUCACCCGCCCCAGAGAGCGUCCUGUCUGAGCACGCUCUGCAAAGACUGGGGGGAGAAAUCGCCUGUGGCAUACCCACACCUGAGUACCCAUUUGACUACAC